Sitodiplosis mosellana (orange wheat blossom midge) is the source of this 1907-nucleotide messenger RNA. Its product is annotated as facilitated trehalose transporter Tret1-like. The record is from RefSeq and is a predicted model, not a curated record. The transcript has 6 exons. Gene Ontology annotation, biological process: transmembrane transport. Gene Ontology annotation, cellular component: membrane. Gene Ontology annotation, molecular function: transmembrane transporter activity. Bases 381 to 1832 code for a protein of 483 amino acids. Lineage: Eukaryota; Metazoa; Arthropoda; Insecta; Diptera; Cecidomyiidae.
ACUGUUUAGAAACGAAUACGAGUGGUGUAGCUGCCAGCAGAGCAACUUAAACAUUUUCUAUUUAAUCCAAUUCAAUUGAAAUCAAACUAAAUUUCAAUGCUAUUUCAUAUGCCACCAAUCAAUUGUUUAUUAUCUAGUGCGUGAUCAAUUGAAUUUAAUUAAUGAAUUUGUUUGAAUCGAGAAAGAUAGUGAGAAGCAUGCGAUUCAUUUAAAUAGUGUUCACAGACAGUUGUUGCCAUUCCCGAUAAACGACUUGUACAGAUAUAUUUGCUUAUGAGCUUGCUUUCAGCAGCAGCAAACCAAUGGCAUAUCGAUCACGACUACAGAUUUUCAAAGCUUGCUGUAGUUGUUGAGAUAAAAGUGAUAAAUAGUGAAUUGGGAUGAAUCAAGGGAUUGAAAUUGUAACAAGUGAAAGUGAACAAAUUUUGUCGAAUGUAAAAAAGCAGGUGUUUGCAACGGUGAUAGCGAAUAUCGUCAUAUUCAGUCACGGGUGUUGCGUUGGGUGGGUUUCACCAGCAUUGCCCGUACUGCUUUCCGAUGACACUCCGAUCACCACUGGGCCCAUAUCUAACGAGCAACUGUCCUGGGUCGGUUCAAUGAGCAAUUUUGGAUCAAUAUGCGGCACAUUCAUAUUUGGUACGCUGACUGCAUUUCUGGGCUCAAAACGGAGCAUGAUAUUCCUGGCUUUUCCGCAAAUUAUCUUCUGGUUGCUUAUUCUCUUCGGAGAUACAUACUACCAUAUAAUAAUUGGGAGACUCGCGGCUGGAAUCAGUGGCGGUGGCAUUCAAACUGGUGUGGUCCUUUUUGUCGCCGAAAUAUCGAACAACAAUAUUCGUGGUCGUCUUGGCUCAUUUACGCCUCUGAUAAGAAACAUUGGACUCUUGAUUGGUUUCUUCGUUGGCGGUGUGGUUCGAUACGAAUACAGGCCAUAUGUUUUCAUUUCAUUACCAAUAAUAUACUUGAUUUGGCUCUUUUAUUUGCCCAACACACCGCAGUAUUAUCUUAAAAAUGCAGAUUUUGACAGAGCAGAAAAGGCGUUGAUGUUCUAUAAAAAUUGUGAUGGAAAUAAUGAUCGAGAGAAAACACAUCUGAAUGCUGAAAUGGAGCGAUUGAAAUUAAUUGAUGACGAGCAAAAGAAUAGCCCAAAAAUUCAAAUGAACGAUUUCUGUAAUCGAAUGGCAUUGAAAGGAGUUAUUGUUAGUGUUGCCGUGUCGUGGCUGUGCCAAAUGACGGGCGGCUCAACGUUCACCAACUAUGCAUCGUUUAUGUUUGAAAAAUCUGGUACAUCACUUGGCAUACAUAUUUCAUCGAUCAUUUUAGCCGUCGCGCAGAUUGUAGGUGGUCUGAUUUCCACGCAACUGGGCGAUACAUUUGGUCGGAAGACCACUUUAAAUAUUUCGCUGCUUGGUUCAGCCGGUGGACUGUUCACUUUCGCAACUUUUAUGUACCUGCAUCACAUUGGGUACGAUUUAUCAAAUUUUCUAUGGAUCCCGGUCACUUCGUUAUCGCUCAUUAUUUUCAUUUCCUACGCUGGAAUUCAAGCAUUAAUAAAUACUUGUGUCGUUGAAUGUUUUUCGCCAAAGAUUCGAACUAUCGGCAUGAUUUUUUACUCGUUUUGCCUAAACGGCAUCGCUUUUGGUGUAGAUAAAACAUUCCCGAUUCUAUUGGAAAUCAUUGGAAUGCAUAGUGUAAUGUUAAUAAUGGCAAUCAAUUGUUGCCUUGGAAUUGUUUUCAUUGCUUUCAUGAAGGAGACCAAAGGUCAAUCGAUCGAUACAAUGGACACGACAUCUGAGACGAAAUCACCAGCAAAUAAUGAACAAAAUAAAGCUUAAUCGUCUUGUACAUAUUUGAAUUUAGAUUACAUUUCGAAAUAAAUGUGAAGCAGAUAAUUUGUUCUGUUAACCAAA